This is a messenger RNA of Dioscorea cayenensis subsp. rotundata (Guinea yam), 996 nucleotides long. RefSeq lists its product as uncharacterized. The record is from RefSeq and is a predicted model, not a curated record. The coding region runs from base 437 to 772 and encodes 111 amino acids. The transcript has 2 exons. Lineage: Eukaryota; Viridiplantae; Streptophyta; Magnoliopsida; Dioscoreales; Dioscoreaceae.
AUUAAUUUACUUCCUUACUUUUGCACCCUAUUCUUCAAUCCCAUCCAGCCUCACCCCUAUUUUAUUAUUUAUUUGUUUAUUUUUCUCCUCUCCCUCUCAAAUGCUAUAAUCCAAAAGAGAUAAAAGAGAUAUAAAACAAAAGAGAGGUAGUAAAGGAAAAUAAAGUUUCUGUUUUGUAUUAAAGAAAAGCCAUCACCCCCUCCCUCCAAACCCACCUUAUAUAAUGGCGCUGGAGGCGCACCACCACCACCACCCCCAGAAACAAACCUAUCUUCCUGCUUGUGCUGGAGGACAUCCAAGCAGUUAGUUCCCUCAAUUAGGAGCUGCUCACCGGUUGAAUCCAUCCCAGUUGACCUUGAGACUCCAGCAAAAACUCAAGCAGGGUUGGCAGAGGUGUCUUAGUCUAAAGACAGGUAAAACUUUCUAUUAUAAGAGGAUGAGCAGGAACAACGGGAAGAGUCCAAAGCUGGACCUGAAGCUGAAUUUGUCACCACCACCUCUGAGAGGCAACACUUCAAGAGCAGUCAGGGAUGGGGAAAACUCACCAAAUGGAUCCACAUCGUCCACCUCCCCUCCCAGCUCCUGCGUAUCAUCAUGCUCUAACAGCCCGGAAGCAACGUCCAUGGUUCUUGCAGGCUGUCCUAGGUGCCUCAUGUAUGUGAUGCUCUCUGAGGAGGAUCCAAGGUGCCCCAAGUGCAAGAACCCAGUGCUCCUUGACUUUCUUCAGGGAAACAGCAGCAACAAUACUACCAAGAAGAACAGGAAAAGCUAAGAGCUUUGCUUCUUAUCAUUAGGCCUAUCUUUCCUAUUGUUAUAGCCUUAUAGGUUAUCAAGUUCUCUUUCAAUUAAUCUUUUUUUUUCUUUCUCCUAUCUAAGUUGGUCUCUUCUCUUCAUUCCCCUGUUGUUUCGGUUUCUCUUUUGCUAAUGACAAAGAAAAUGUAAACGGGGCCUAAUCUGAAGAAGACAUACAUAGUUCCAUCUAGUUCUUUUCUUAUC